Messenger RNA from Cataglyphis hispanica, 1630 nucleotides. RefSeq lists its product as uncharacterized. Bases 1 to 1260 code for a protein of 419 amino acids. Lineage: Eukaryota; Metazoa; Arthropoda; Insecta; Hymenoptera; Formicidae. The transcript is spliced from 3 exons. The record is from RefSeq and is a predicted model, not a curated record.
AUGUCACCUCAUUCUUGUUCCGAUCACGACGCGGUAACAAUGGGUUCCCUCAUCAUCGUUUUAAUAACCGUCGCCGUAUAUUGCAGUGAGACACUGGGUGAUACAAUUCCGAUCACUGCCAAACCUGAAGAUACUAAACUCGUCGAAAGAAACGAUAUUCAUGCGAUCGAGAAGGGGAUCUUGUGGAAAAAUCCCGAUAUGUCUAAGCGCAAGUCGAUGCAUAAUAACGAGUCAAAUAUUCUGGACAAUGAGACGAAUAGGAGAAAAUCGCGACUUCUGAAUAGUUUAGCCUUUCUAACUGGUCUCAGCUUCGGAGGAUUAGCCACCGCAGCGUCCUCCACUGCCAAGACCAUCGCCAAACUGCCACAGACAUCUUUUAGCUUAAACCUAGGUUCUUCCAAAGGUUCACCUUAUCUCGCCGCCUAUUACAAUCCUUAUCCCCUGCUACCUUAUCCGUUCUUCCUUCCCGGUUCCAUUGGAUUCACGCCGAUGAUCAAUCUGGCGAAACCUCAAACGACGUCGCAUAACGAUCUAUCGUCGCAAGUGAUCGGUCUAUUUGGAAAUAAACCGCUGAUCGAUCUGGCGGAAGAUAACGAAGAAUAUUUAGACGAGGAGAAAAAAACCAAGAACAACAAGAGGACGGGCAACGGCGAGGAUGAGGCUGACGAUUGCACAGAAUUGCAAGUCAAAGUCGAUCGGAACGCGGAAGAGAAGAUACGCGGAUGCAAAGAAGGUCAGCGAAAAAAUGGCAAUUUCUUGAAUCAAUCGAUCAGAGAGCAUCAAGAUCUCCAAGUGGAUGCCGACGAUUCGCGAGCAACAUUGAAUUUUCGAGAUGCAAACAUGAUCGCCGGGAAUCAGACCGUGACAGAAAAUACAACUAUGGCUAUGACAAUAGAUCCAUCUAAAAUCAUCUUCGGACCACCGAAAAACAAAACGCAUUAUUAUCCUUAUUACACGGAACAUCCGCCUUAUCUAGAAUAUUACGGUGGGUAUCCGCAGAACAUAAACCACGUGGAUCUCACGACAGAUUUGAACGCGCAUGAUCAUAAUCACAUUAAUUACAAUUUACCAUAUGAGCAACGACCUAAUUUUUAUCAAAAUGACAAGUAUAACGUUUACUCGAGCUCUCAUUUCAAUCCACCCUUCUCUGGGCCAUUCCCGUCCGAUCAAGUAAACGAAUAUGCCGGCACGGAUGUUAACCGAUUUUAUCAUUCGGAAUAUCAGCCACCAUACAAUGACGGUUUUAAACCUAUGACAUAAGUUAUUUACACGCUUUCAUUAAAUUUCAAUUCAAAAUUUUUUAUACUUGGUAAUUUUGUGAAAAAUUAAAAUUUUUAUUAUACGUUUAUUAUUUUCAGAUUUAUUAUUUUAAUCUAUGAAAUAAAUAAGAUCUACAAGAAAUCUCAAGUUAUAAUUUAAAGAUUUAUAUGCUUAAAACAUAUUGCUAUUUAUCAUGCAUUUUUGACAACAUGUUAUUUAUUAAUUUGCGUUAAUUAAUUUUUGGAUUUAACUUGUGCAAGUUUUAAGAAACACAUAUGUGACAUUUUUUCUACAAUUGAUAUAUUAGUUCCUAUGUAAGUUUUUACUCUUUCGAUAUAUACAUAUUCUUAUUUUCUACUAAAUAUAUAUG